Tilletiaria anomala UBC 951 is the source of this 1079-nucleotide messenger RNA. RefSeq names its product UBC-like protein. Bases 100 to 693 code for a protein of 197 amino acids. The record is from RefSeq and is a predicted model, not a curated record. Lineage: Eukaryota; Fungi; Basidiomycota; Exobasidiomycetes; Georgefischeriales; Tilletiariaceae. The transcript is spliced from 6 exons.
CUUUGAUGCAUUACACUCGGCGCCUUUGUACACUUGCCAGUGCAAGCCAGGAUAUACGUACACGCUGCUAGAGGGAGCACAUACAGAGUUCCAGCGAAGAUGGCGACGAAAGCUGCAUCAAAACGCCUCGGAAAAGAGCAGCAGAUCAUGGAAAAGGACCCUCCGCCAUACUGCUAUGCUCGUCCGAGGGAAGACAAUGUGCUGGAGUGGCAUUUUAUUCUGCGAGGCCCUCCAGACAGCCCUUACGAUGGCGGCGAAUUCUGGGGACAGCUUAGCUUUCCCUCUGACUACCCAUUUAAACCUCCAGGCAUCAAAAUGUCCACCCCGAGCGGACGCUUCAAGCCUGACACCAAGAUCUGCACCUCGAUGAGCGAUUUCCACCCUGGCAGCUGGAAUCCAAGCUGGAGCGUCGCAAACAUCCUUGUUGGCCUCCUCUCCUUCAUGUGUGCGGACGAGAUGACUACAGGUAGCGUCAGCGCCUCGCAUGCGGACCGUCAGCAGUUCGCGCGUCAAUCGCACGAGUGGAACAUCAAACAGAAGAAGUUCAGAGCCCUUUUCCCAGAUUUCAGUGACGCAACAAUUAAAGAUUUGCCGAACAUGGGCCAGAGGCCAGCACCCCCAGCCGCCCCGCCUGCCGACAAGGGUGCAGCAGCGGCCGGGGCAGAGCCAGAGAGCAGCAGGAAGGCGUCAUGAUGAUGGAAUCGUCUGCAUUACACACACAGCGCAAGCCAUCCGCAUCUUCCAAUUCCAAUGACAGCGACCACCGCCAGAGGCAUCAUCUGCCACGAUCACAAGCGCAAACGCAAGCACAAGCACAAGUACAGCAGCAAAUAGCCGCGCCUGUUGCAGUGGGUAGCUUUGCCAGCUGGCGGCGGAAGCUUGCCUUGGCAAUCGCGCUGCUGGCUUAUUUGUUCUUCAGCCGGCUAAUGAGUUCGCCCAAUUCGGUAGCGAGCGGCACAGGGACAAGUGGGAGCAGUGGUAACUAGCUGGCCCGCGUCCAACGCCCGCCCUACUUAUUGUACCAUCCCAGUAUUUUCCUUCCACAUUCUGGCUUGACUGUGUUGAGCUGGACACUGUUC